GCUUUUGACACUCCCCAUUUACCAACGCUGACACGUUGUUAUUGUGGAUCAUUCCCAUCUCAACCUGGAUUCAAAAGGGCCGCUUGGAUUUGACCUCGUGUUUAGUCUUCUACCCUGUUUCGCUGAGUUACUAUCGGUAUAAAACUCAGGAAUUGCAGGCGGGGUCCAAUUUCGGCGUCUUGCCAACAACUAUCACAUCAUAUCAAGUUGUCGCGCAGUCGUCCCUCAUCGCUGCGCCAUACCGUUCAUGACCGUCGAGUAUACUGAGAAUAUGCUGCACGAUGAAGACGAUGCCUCUGACGCGUCCUCUGACGUGACCGAACUCGAAGAAUAUGACUUUCCGGGCCACUUUUUCGAAAGGGACGGAAGGCUCUUCCAUUCUCAUGGUAGCUUGCCUUAUCCAUUGCCUGCCGACGGGCCGGAGCAAGCAAGAUUGAACAGUGUUCAUAGAAUCUUGCGCGAUACCGUCGAAUCCCACUACCUUGGACCAGUAACCGAGGUACUCAGCGACGCUCGCACCAGGCAAAAACGUGUGCUCGAUUUGUGCACCGGGACUGGCCGCUGGCCGAUGGAUAUGGCGAGAUUAUUUCCCCGUGUCAAGAUCUACGGGCUCGAUAUCGUUCCGAUUGCCACUAGGCGCCCCUUGCCACAUGUGCAAUUCGAGAUCCAUGAUAUCACAAAACGUCUCAGAUGGAACAAUGGAGCUAUGGACUUUAUUCAUGCUCGUAAUAUUGGUCUAGCUGUUACGGAUUACCCAGAAUUGCUCCGGGAAGUUGCUCGGUUGCUCCGUCCCGGCGGUCUCUUCUUUUCCGGCGAGAUUGGGCGCUCCAUCGACUUUGCCCAUGGGCCUUCCUUUGACCUGGCUCGCCAGGCACCUCGCGCGCGAAGCUUUUUUCAGGUGGUUAACCGCUCCCUUGAGCUCCGCCACUUGGUCCCCAUUGCCGAUAGAAUCCCCAGCUUCAUUCAGCAAUCCCAUCAGUUCACUGUGCCUACUAUCCAGACGUUCCAUAUCCCCAUCGGUGACUGGCACCUGAACCCGGUCAUGAGGCGUGUCGGCAGGAUGUACUUGGCCGCCCUGAAGGAUUUCGCGGAGAGCUUAAAGCCUAUGCUUCGUGAAGCAAGGAUGACCCAGCACGAGAUUGACACCCUUGUGACUGGAUUUAUUGAGGAUAUAGAGCACGUCCCCGGUCUGGUUGGGGUCUACCACACCGCGUGGGCGAGGAAGUUGUAGAGGAUCUUGGGUGUUUGUUUUUCAAAUGUUGUCUUGUGCUUUUCUAUGACUGUCGCUUUCUCGUGCUUUUUUGUGAAAUGCUGUCUUGUGCUUUCUGGUAACUGCUCUCUUGAUUGCUUUCCUGUUUGUUGUGCUUUGAUUGUCGAACGUACUCAUGUUUUCCUACCUACCUGUUGUCGAUUGCUUUCAUGAAUUGUAAUGCAUUGUGAUGUGUUUGUGGUUCCCAACUACGGC
Molecule: messenger RNA, 1465 nt
Organism: Suillus subaureus
Lineage: Eukaryota; Fungi; Basidiomycota; Agaricomycetes; Boletales; Suillaceae
Product: S-adenosyl-L-methionine-dependent methyltransferase
Exons: 6
Coding region: 248-1231 (327 amino acids)
Source: RefSeq, a predicted model, not a curated record